CACGCUUCCUUCCUAUGGCCGUAAGAUGGUACGUAACACAGCAAAGGUCCUAUCCGCAAUGUGAUUAAACAACGAACGGCCAUGCUGCCGUAUCCCUCGUCAAACGCAUUAUUAUGGUCCAGCUUCUAACACGGCGACGCUUUAGGAGGUGAAACACGGAAGAGGCUGAGGACAACUCCGUCAUGGCGGCUACAAUUGGCCUCAAAGCCUGCCGGAAAAUUCGCGGUGCGCAGAUACGAGGUCUCCUGGAGGCGAAGGACUUCAUCCUGUUCGACUGCGAUGGGGUCCUGUGGCACGGUGAGAAGGCCGUGGCGGGCGCGGCCCAGGUGGUCAACUCGCUCAUGAGUCGGGGCAAAAACGUCGUGUUCGUCACCAACAACUCGACCAGGCCGCGCGACAAGUACGUCCACAAAUUCUACCGGCUGGGCUUUACUGCUGUUGCUCUGGAGCAUAUCUUCAGCUCGUCCUAUUGCUCGGCCCUCUACCUGCGGGAUGUGGCCAAGCUCCGUGGCCAGGUGUUCGUCGUUGGUUGCGACGGGCUCCGGGACGAGCUCCGGGAGGCAGGAAUCCCUUGCGUGGAGGAGGUGGACGAGCCGGACGCCACCAUUUACGAUUGCGCCCUGGCCACGGACGUCAAGGCGGUGCUGGUGGGCCACGAUGACAAACUGACUUUCCUCAAGCUGGCCAAGGCGUCGUGCUACCUGAAGGACCCGAACUGUUUGUUCCUGGCCACCGACAACGACCCUUGGCACCCGCUGUCGAGCGGAAGGAUUUUGCCAGGUUCCGGGUCCCUCAUGGCAGCCCUGGAGGUGGCAUCGGGCCGCAAGGCCACGGUGAUCGGCAAGCCAAGUCGCUACAUGUUCGAGUGCAUCUCCAGACAGUUCCCGGGCAUGGACCCGGCCCAGUGCCUAAUGGUGGGUGACCGCCUAGAGACUGACAUGGUGUUCGGCUCAAACUGCGGCCUGGACACCAUGCUCACCCUCACUGGGGUGUCCCAGAUGGAUGAGGCCCACCAGUACGGGAAUAGUGAGGUGGACCAGAGCCUGGUGCCAGACUAUGUGGUAGACACCAUCGCUGAUUUCUUGCCCGCAUUUGAGGAGGUGGAAGAGCAGAGCAACUGAUCAGUGCAGUGCAUGCUGCAAAUCCUGAAAAACUAAGUAAUUGACAACCCCUCCAAACUGUGUGUCAAUUCAAACUGAUCUUCAAUCGACCCCUUAAAAAUAAAUGACUCAUUUUUUAUUAAGAGAGUCACCCUAAUUAAAUGUGCAGGCAGUAAAGGCUCUCCUCAGAAACCCAGGCUAAACUGAACUCCUCCUUGACUAGUUUCUAGUCGCGAUAUGUAACUACAAUGAAUGAAUGAAUACUUAGACAAGUUAGAGAACUGUGUACAUGUACUAGUCACCUACAUUGAGGGAGCUUUUGGCACCAUCCUGUGGCAUUUAAGGGUAUUUCAAGAAAGGCACAGAAACUGAAAUUCAGCAAGUAACAGGAUUGGUUGAAAAAAAAUACAUGUGAAUUCUUGACUAUGUUUAAGCAUACCUCAAUGUUAGUGAUGUGGUCAUUUAUUGUUAACGGUGUUUUGUUUCAAUUGCACCUUCUCAUUCACAAACCUGUGUUUAAUAGUUUUUUUUAAACAAGCAAACCUUUCAUUGAAAGCACUAAAAUCACAACAGCAAAUUGUAUAUGGACAGCUUACAUGUGCCAAUAUUGUAAUGUGUCUAAUUUAAUGGCUGCAAUUUGCAACUAUUUGACAAAUGAUUUUUUUUUUAAAUAUAUAGCCUGUCACAGAUGUGAAUGAUCAUUUCACAAUCGUGAAUAUUCAGUGUUAGCAUAGAGAGCAUGUUGGCAACAAUAAAGACCUGCAUUUAUGCUAAAUAUA
Messenger RNA from Syngnathus typhle (broad-nosed pipefish), 1879 nucleotides. RefSeq names its product pyridoxal (pyridoxine, vitamin B6) phosphatase (gene pdxp). Gene Ontology annotation, molecular function: phosphatase activity. Bases 183 to 1121 code for a protein of 312 amino acids. Gene Ontology annotation, cellular component: cytoplasm. The record is from RefSeq and is a predicted model, not a curated record. The transcript has 2 exons. Lineage: Eukaryota; Metazoa; Chordata; Actinopteri; Syngnathiformes; Syngnathidae.